Cordyceps militaris CM01 is the source of this 972-nucleotide messenger RNA. Its product is annotated as Yip1 domain family. Gene Ontology annotation, biological process: vesicle-mediated transport. Gene Ontology annotation, cellular component: membrane; Golgi apparatus. NCBI's taxonomy places the organism in Eukaryota, Fungi, Ascomycota, Sordariomycetes, Hypocreales, Cordycipitaceae. The coding region runs from base 1 to 972 and encodes 323 amino acids. Gene Ontology annotation, molecular function: small GTPase binding. The transcript has 3 exons. The record is from RefSeq and is a predicted model, not a curated record.
AUGUCGGGCUCCGGGUACGACGCCGUGGUCGAUGUGGACGAUGAGGUACGUGUCGCGAUGCCCAGGACGAGGGGGCUCGAGCAAACGCCCGACCGGGCGAAUGUCGCCGUUUCUCCCGAAUCCUUCUUUUACUUCUCCAAUGAUGGCGACCUCGGUCACACGGACCUGCAAGAAGACGGCCUCGAAUUCCACAACUCGACGUUCCAGGAGGGCACGCGCGGCGGGCGCAAGGGCGGCAACUCGCCGGGCCUGCCGCUGCCGGUGACAGCCUCGUCAUCCUCCCCCUCGUCGAAGCGCUUCCUAUGGUCCAUGUCCUUUUACGCGCAAUUCUUCGACGUGGACACGUCGGCGGUGCUGUCGCGCUGCGGGGCGGCGCUGUUCCCGCGCGCCAACUUUCUAGACGUCCUCGACGGCAACCCCGACCUGUACGGCCCUUUCUGGAUCGCCACGACGGUGGUGCUCAUCCUGUUCCUGGGCGGCAGCAUCAGCCAGUGGCUGGCGACGCGGGGCACGGUGCCCUUUGCCUACGACUUUCGCCUCCUCAGCGGUGCCGCCGGCCUGGUGUACGGAUACACGCUCUUCAUUCCCGUCGUGCUCUUCCUCGCGCUGCGCUACUUUGGCAGUGAGUCGGCCAACCUGCUCGAGUGCUGGGCCCUGUACGGCUACGCCAACCUCAUCUGGGUCCCCGUCGCCUGUAUCAGCUGGUCGCCCAUCUCCAUUCUCAACUGGACAUUCGUUGCCGUCGGCUUCGGCCUCUCCGUCGCCUUUUUGCUGCGCAACCUCUACCCCGUCCUCAGCGCCACCGACCGCCAGACGAGCAAGGUGCUGCUCAUCAUUGUCGUGGCGCUCCACCUGGGCCUCUCGCUGGCUAUCAAGAUUCUCUUCUUUGCGCACGGCAGCCCCGUCGCCAAGAAACCGGAGCAGGGUGGUGGCGAGGAUGCGAGUGGCGGCGGGAAGUUGUUCCUUUUCUAA